GUGCUGGCGGGCUUCCUCAGCUUUCGCAUUGCCGAGGCCUGGCUGUCCUCUUUUCAUCAGCUUCACGUGGCAGCGUUAGUGUUCAGCUGGUGCUUCCCGGACACAGAUGACGUCGCUGGCCUGAGAGUGUUUGGGACCACGUGGCUGCAGGUUGUAUCCUCGCAUUUGGGGUCCGCUACCUGCGCCGCACUGCGGAGCGCUUGGGUGGCGGGGGAAGCUCACAGUGCUGUGGCGUUUCUUCUGUGCGGUGGGUUUUCAGAGGUGACCAUGGGCGCAGCACCCUUCGUGGAGGUGUUUCUCCAGGAUGGAGAUUUCCGGCCUGCUGCCUUCCGCACACGAAGGAAGCUGGAGGGCUCCCCUGCCUUCCUUCAGCGCUUCCUAGGCCUUGGUGCAUUCCUGGAGGCUGCUGGGGCCAUGACUGCGGCGGCAUGGGCCUUCCUUGUGGUGGUCUUCUGUUUGGAGAGCCAGCAUCACAGUGAUGCCGGAGCUUAUGUUGAGAGUGGAACUGUCUUGGCUGCGCUGUCGGGCCUGAUGGCGAUGGCCUUGGCCAAGGCCUGCAUCCGAGUCAUCACGGCACCUAUGGAGGUGCUGCUCUACUGCGCUGUGCUCCGCGAGAGGUCGUGCCUCCAGGGCGCGCCGCAAAUCAAUGUGGAAGCUGUGCUCA
Messenger RNA from Symbiodinium pilosum, 664 nucleotides. The record is from the annotation of a GenBank genome assembly. NCBI's taxonomy places the organism in Eukaryota, Dinophyceae, Suessiales, Symbiodiniaceae.